This is a messenger RNA of Hemicordylus capensis (graceful crag lizard), 4453 nucleotides long. Its product is annotated as E3 ubiquitin-protein ligase RNF4-like. The record is from RefSeq and is a predicted model, not a curated record. NCBI's taxonomy places the organism in Eukaryota, Metazoa, Chordata, Lepidosauria, Squamata, Cordylidae. The transcript has 2 exons. Gene Ontology annotation, molecular function: transcription factor binding; zinc ion binding. The coding region runs from base 356 to 1222 and encodes 288 amino acids. Gene Ontology annotation, biological process: positive regulation of transcription by RNA polymerase II.
CUUCCCUUGUCCCCGUAUGUAGGGGCGCCGCUAAUGAAGCCGAACGGGAAGCGCAAGCGCAGUAGGACCUACAGUUGUUUGGGACGGAUGAGGAAGUGACGCCCGCAUUCUUAGCUUUCGGUUAUAUACAGCGCUAGAGAGUGUGGGGAGGGGAAAGGUAUGUGGGUCUCUUUGAGGGAGGUUCCUCGAGACAAGUGCUCGCCUGCCGUUCUCAGCCAAUUCGAGUAGAAGGCGACUCUUUGAGGGCCUGGCUGGAGGAGUGAAAAAGGGAUCGAGGCUGUUUGGUGGUAGUUGGAACCCAGAGAGAGGAGCCUCAGUUUAUUUGGGAGUUUACCCUUUCCUGCUUCAACAGACCAUGAGCCCAACUGAUGCCAAGCGUAGUGGUGCCAAGCGCAGGAAGAACAAGAGGGGUGCUGGCCUUGGCCCAUCAAGCCUAGCUGGUGUCCUGGAGCAGCACCUGCUCUCUCAGUCUGCAGCACCUGCCUCCUCAGCCACUGUCUCCUCUUCCUCCUCGUCCCCAUCCACUUCCUCUGUAGCUUUCUCCAUACAGCCGGUUGCUGCCACUCCUUCUCCUAGCACCAGAAAUGAUCAUAUGGCAGCAACUGUCACAGCUGCCCCCUUGAUUUCUAAUGAGCGGGUGGGGAAGGCUGAGAUUCAAAAAAAGCGCUGUGGAGGAACAAUUAAUUCUAGGCAAACUCGAAAGCAAAGUAGAAUGGCCGUUCCAGCUGCAGAAGUAGCUUCACAAGUUGACCCAAUUGACCUUGAAGAAAGUGGUUGUGAAGAAGUAGUAGAUCUCACCUGUGAGUCUACAGAACCAAUAGUGGUUGAUCUGACACACAAUGAUUCUGUUGUGAUUGUUGAAGAGAAUGUUCAACAUCGGCGAAAUCAAGAAUUAAACCAAAACCAGCCUGACAGCUGUGUGUUAAGCAGUGAUGACGAUGAUCCAAGAGAUAAUGAUGUGAUGUUAACUAGUACGUUGUCCAAAGGACUAGAAUUAUUGGAAGAUGGGAUUGCAGGUUCAAGGCGUUCAGGAACUGUGAGUUGUCCAAUUUGCAUGGAUGGCUACUCAGAGAUAGUGCAGAGUGGACGGCUCAUUGUAUCAACCAAGUGUGGUCAUGUCUUCUGUAGUCAAUGCCUCUGUGAUGCUCUAAGAAAUGCUAGCUCCUGCCCAACAUGUAGAAAGAAACUUGGUUACAAACAAUAUCAUCCUAUUUAUAUAUGAAGCUUUAUAUUUGUCUCCAAAAGCCUAAAUUGGACUUUGUGGCUGCUUCAUAACUUUGUACUUCUGCAAACAAUAAAGGAUUACAGAUUCCAUUUAUGCCCAAAUGUGACAGUUGAUUUGUGGACAUUUUAGUUGGCCUCUUUAUGGGUUUGCCCUGUUUAAACUUGUUUUUACUUGUUACAUUGGCUUUAAUGUGCAUCACAGCCUAUGUUCAAAGGACAAACAGAGUGUUCUUUUAACAAAAAUAGUCUUGUUACACUUGAAUGUGUCCUUUGCAAAAUGUCUUUACUGCUCCAAGGAAAGUGAGGGGAGUCAUGUGAACAUGUGUUUGGAGUCAUGGUGAUGGUACAACUAAAAGUGACAGGCAACUAGAAAAUCUGCUACUUUGUUCCACACUCUGUGAGACUUGAACCCAACCAUUAUUUGUCAUUCCAUGGAAAGCUUCUAGGGAUGUAUGGAACAUUACAUGGUCGGAACAGGCUGUUUCAAGUGUUCCAAGCUCAGAACAGAACGCCCUUCAAAUGAAGGGCCUGUUCCGAACUUGGAACAGAAUAGCCUGUUUCAAGUCAAAGUGUUCUGAGUGCCAUUUGGAUGGCCUGUGCGCAUGCACAGUGGCUAUUUGCAUGGUCAGCACCACUAUGCAAAUGGCCAUCAUGCAUGCAGAGGCCAGAAUAGCGCCAUUUUGGAUUCCAAAAUAGCACUUGGAACAUUCCAACUCGAAAUGGGCUGUUCCAUUGGAACAACCGGUUGUUUCAACGGAAUGUUUCGCAGAUUUAACAUUCCAUUCCAGGCUCGGAACGGAACGCUAAAUCCACAUGUCUACAAGCUUUCCUUUAUGUGGAAACUUGUGGAUUUCCAAGACAACUGAAGUUUGUAAUCACACUGCAAUUCAUUUUAAACAUUAAAUAUGUAAAUGUUUUAUUGGAGGCAUUCUGAUGUUUUGAAAUUUCUUUUUAUCGUUUGAAUCAAUACAAUAGACAUGACAUUUGUAAGAAGUACUUGAUGUCUUACAGCUAUAGUCAGUUGUAAACAAAUGUAUGUGCACCUACUUUCAAAAGAGUAAGCUGAAACAUACUCCAUACACUUUUUUCUUUUGGAGGUGAAGCUGAACUAUGAUAACAAGCUUAUCUUGGCCAUUUGAAUAUUCAUUAUGAAACACUAAAUAGCUUUAUAUAAAACCUACAAAUCUUACACAAAAAUUUCAGUCUGUUGAAUAUAAUUAUUUGGCUGGUCAAUUAUUUGAGAAAGUGACUCUGAAAAGUUUGCAUUCCAAUAGGUCAUAUUUUCUUUUGCAAAUAUGAAUUGCAUAUACUACCUGAGAAGUUUUCUUUUUACACAAUAGUAACUCAUACACAAUAGUAAUCGUUCUCUUACACAAUAGUAACUGAAAUGCAAAAGCUUGCAUUUCAACAGGUCAUAUUCUCUUAGUAUAUAUUGAUGCAAUGCUACCUAAAUAAUUUUCUUAAAUGAGUAUGUCAUCAGCUGCACUUUUUCUUUCCAAAUAGAAACUAUUAGUCCACCAUUUGACAAGGUUCAAAAAUGAACAUCUGGUUAUAGAACCAAAUUACAUUGGUUCUACUUUAUUCCUACAUUGUAAUAGUGUUGGGUGGUUUGCUGUCUUAACCAACAAAGCCUUAACCAACAAGACACGUAUGUUUAUGGUAUUUCUUUCACUGAUACUUGAACAAUGUUUUCCUAUUUGGCAUAAUACAUCUUGGAAUGUGUCCACAGGUCUAUUUUCUGAGGUUCAGAUUUUGAUCUGUAGCACAUAUCUUGAAGCUUUGCAAAAGGUCAGUAUCUGCAUUAUCGGUGAAAUUGUGUAGCUUUCACAGCCCAACAAAUCAGUAAUAUGCUCAAAACCAGAGGAAAAACAUGAACAUCUGACUAUACCAAUAUAUGACAAAUCCAUCCACACACAUCAUACAAUUGCAUAGGCUAAUGUAAUGUGAAGUAUUUAUGCUAAUGCUGUUUUUCAAGCAAUACAUAUUAAAAUAUGAAAUCAGUCUUAUCACUGCAGUGAGUGGUUUUAAAGUGAUAACUUUAGACUAUUUUCCCAAUGUUACUUUAUUAGGAGAUUAUAGUCAGUUUUAGAUUCUUCUAACUAUUUGAGUUAGAAUAGGCAAAAUAUCAAUUAAUGUUUAGAAUCUUUAAUGUGCAGAAAGCUGCACAGAUUGAGGAGUUGCCACUUCUGGCCUUGAUCACAGAGUUGCCAAAAAGAGCGUAAUUGUCCUUAUUAACUUGUAAGUGUUCUUCAAAUCUUCCCUCAACUUUACAGGAAUUCUUUACCUAUUAGCAAUCUAAUUAUUCUGGAUAUUGUAUCUCAGUGGAUAACCAGUGGCCCUACCCAUGUAUUUAAUUUGGGUUAAUUAGAUGUGAUCCUUUAGCAGUAGAUGAACUGCUCAUAGAUAAGCAGCCCCCAAGAUGGAGACCCUAUUAUAUAAUGGAGGUUUAGAAAUACUGCUCAGAAGCCUUUUUUUUCACUUCACUUCUCUCCUAUAAAUUGGGGGUACCUUUUGGAAUAUUUGAAGCAAAAUUUAAAAUAACAACAUUAACUUGAAAAUUUUGGGAAUCUCCUCCUGGCAAGUAGACAAACCCAUUCCAGUUAGAGAGAUCUAGAAAUGAGUACACAUUCAUCAAGUUAAUCUGAUUUUUUAAAAGAAGUAUACAAUAUUGACAUAGCUGGUAGCUAUUUUGGAAAGGUAAUACUAGUAUAUAGGAAGUAAGGUUGUACACUGUCACUUGGGCAUAAGUCCCAUUGAACAUAAUGGAGUUUUCUUUAGCAGACAUAGAAUUGGGCUAUAUAUCAGGAUUCAUCUAGUUAAUCAACAUGCUCCCUUAGUCUGAAGAGAGGUUGUACAGUUUUGUUCAUGAUAUUGCAUUAUAACUUUUCCACUGGUAUAUGACUAGUUGGAUAUAGAAUACUUAGCAGAAUUUGUGUGCUAGCUUCUGGGUGUUCUACCUGUCAGGCACACAGUUUGUAGCACUAACUUUUAAAUGGUAUAUAUAAUCUACAUCUUUUAAAAAAUCUCAAAGCCAUUUGGAGAUUGUUUUUAGGGCAACUGGUUAAUAAAGUGCAUGGUUUUAAGGACUAAUGAUCAAAUCUUUAUGUUGCCUGUACUUUUCCAUUUGUAAAUGUGUUCAUGUUUUUCUUAUUUAAAUAUAUCCAUGUGUGUAUAUCAGAUUUGCUUUUUGGAAUCUUAAUUAGGCAAAUAAAUUUUACUGCAGAUGAAA